Aethina tumida (small hive beetle) is the source of this 1944-nucleotide messenger RNA. Its product is annotated as lysosomal-associated transmembrane protein 4B. The transcript is spliced from 6 exons. The record is from RefSeq and is a predicted model, not a curated record. Gene Ontology annotation, cellular component: lysosomal membrane. Bases 142 to 1197 code for a protein of 351 amino acids. Lineage: Eukaryota; Metazoa; Arthropoda; Insecta; Coleoptera; Nitidulidae.
UUUUAUCCCUAGCAGUUGGUACUAUUUAAUGGUCGAACUUUCAUUGCGGUUUGACAAUAAGUAUUUUUCCCAAAAUAACACAAAAAUCAGUGCAUAUGUGGCCGUUUUAGUGCUUAUUUAUCUCAUUGCGUAUUAAUUGAGAUGUUCCCGAUGCGUAUCAAAAUAACAGCCCGCCAAAACGAAUGGAGAUGCUGUUUCUGCCUCCACGUUCGCACAGCCACGAUCUUCCUUGGAAUAUGGCAACUGGUUCUGCACAUUUUGGCACUAACGGUGCUGGCACUGUUGAUGAGAAACCACCAAAUCAUCCUAACGAGGCAUAACGAGUUCCAACAGGCCGACUUCCUGCCCACACCUCUCAGUAAGGUCAAGGAGGAAAACAAUCCCUAUUAUCUGCCGACGACCCAAGAUGGAAGGACCAUCUAUACUGGUGAUCUUGAUAUGGGAGCAUUGAUGACUGUUUUCACUUUAUCAAUUUCCCUUUUAAUGAUUUAUGGAGUUAUUAAAGGAAAGGCCACCCAUUUGUUGCCAUUCUUUUGCCUGCAACUCUUCGAUUUUGCUAUAACCACUCUGACUGCUACCGGUUACUUCUGCUAUUUGAGAUCGAUUCACCGUUUAGUAGCUGAGCACUGGCACAAUCUACCAUUCCGCAAUGAAAUUCUUCAGCUAAGCCCUCAGUAUCUGUCUCUUCUCGUCUUGACUGGCUUCCUUAUAUCAAUGGUUUGGAAGGCAUAUUGCAUCGGCAUUGUAUGGAGGUGCUACAAGUAUCUCGCACUUAAGCAACAGUCCCGCCACCACGCCAUCCAUUAUAUCCUUCCGGGUGAAGGCGAUCGCACCGAACCAGACUAUCCGAUCCUGUUCCGCGACCAGGAGGCGGCAUUCGGCGCCCUCAAACAGACCCCGCCACCCUCCUACCAGGACAUAAUGGACGAUCAACCGCCGCCGUAUCCCUCCACCGUUUCUCUCGAAGAUUCGCCAAACAGUCCAACCGUGCACGUCGGUAUCUUCACCGACGUUACCGAUGGUGAAGAUCGCGCCGAACCCGGCACAUCUGGAACGGCCACCUCCCGCGUCGAGGCCAAUGUGGAAGUCACCGCCAACGUUAAGAACGAGGUCGACGCCACUUCACGUGUUACCGUCGAAGCCAACGUGACCAGCGAAGUGGCUAGCGGCAUAAGCACCGCCCCCCUGAAGGAAUAAUCUGUGGUCGGAUUGUCGGAAUUGUUUUUUCUCCCUUUUUCUCGUUUUGUAAUAAUUUUUUAUACGGAUAGAAAAGUAAAUUGGUUCAAAAAGGUUUUCUUAAUUAUUGAAUAAGGUUUUACGCGUGAUCACGGUGCAUUUGUUGUGAUUUUUCUGAAUCGUCCCAUUAGGUUUUUCUAUGUACUGAUUGAAGUUGUACCGUACACGUGUGAGUCUCUCUAUUUUAAGUUUACGUUAUUCAAUUUCAAUAAUAAACAUUCCUGACACCGCCAUAUCUCAAAAACUUAACAUUCCAAAGUUUUUGAUUUCUCAAAAUUAACGGCACUCAAAUUAACGCUAGGUGUUUCUUAGAAAAGUUAGUUAAGUGUAGCCAUUCUUUAUUAUGAUAUUUAAAUGGAAAUGUCGACAAUUUGGGUCGACUAAUUGUUAAUUUAAUAUUUCAACGAGCUGCAAAUAGCCAAGCGCGAGAAUACCAUGAAUCUCUCGAGGCAUUAAUUAGCAUUACAGCCUUCCUUAUCAAGGGACAAGUACAAGAUUUAUGAAAAAAUAAUCGUUUUUGAAAUAUUAAUAUAUGUAAUAAGCUAAUCUAACUAGAUUUCUAUAAACUAAAACAUGACUGUUCUUACUUAGGCAUAGUUUCCAUUGUAGAUAAAUCUUGGAUUUUAAAUUUAUACUCAGUUUUAAGUUUUUAAAGCAAUGCAAUUGAUGUACUUCAACUGUAUGAAAUAUAUGUAAAAUAAAAUUAAA